CAUUGUGUUGUGUACUUGGACAAGACACUUCACUCUCACAGUGCCUCUCCACCCAGGUGUAUAAAUGGGUACCGACAAGCUUAAUGUAGUGGACUGGCACCCAUCGAGGGGAAGCAGAAAUACUCCUAGUCGCUUCUUGAUACAGAAAUCGGGAUAAGCUCCGGCCUGAUGGGACACUUGGCUCGUAUGCAAACUUGACCUUUGAUAAGACUUAUAUGGGGGAUUAACUCCUUGACCCUCCAUCAAAAUGACUUUUAUUUUCCCUCUGAAAUGCUGGAUGUGUUUGCUUUUAUUUCUUUAUUAUUCCUAGACGGCUGUUCUCCAUCAUGUCGUACUUUUUCUUCUUCUACAACAUUCUCCUUGGAUUGUUUUCCUGCACCAUGCGCAUUCUCAAAGGAAUGCUUCUUGGAGUUAUCUUUAUCUCUCGUAUUGACCGCACGUCCUUGAUGCAGGGAUUCCAGACGUGGGACAAAGCUUUCGUUGCCUACCUCGGCUUUGUCACUGUGCUUGUGGCCCAUAGACACCCAAUUAUGCUAGUGUUCUGCCAGUUACUUCUUGACAGAAAUAAGGAUUACCAGCCUCUGCAGGAACGACCUCCUACCCGACCUAAACCAGCUGUUUAUUUGAGAGACCCUUCUGCAGAACGUUUGGGCAUCCUUAGUAUUAACAAGCCUGUCACCAACUAUUCUGGUUAUCGCCGGGAGCCCCGUCUGCCGCGCAUGUCUCAGAAGGCAUUUAACCGCUGGUUCUUGGCUGUGACGCUGCUGCGUAACCCAUCCCUCGUCAACUAUCGGUGCCAGGGCCACGCGGUAAGACCCGCUUUGAGGCUUGGAAGUAUCAACAUUGGCGAUCAGGUUUAGAGAAUCCGAAGCUAGUUGCCAGAUUGGUUGGGAACCCAACGUUUUAUCCCCGGGCAUUAUUAGGGAACUUUAGAGUUGAGUACGAGUAAGAGUUUUCAAUAGGCUGUGUUCGUAUUCUCUAGCUUGCAGUGGAGGCUCAUGUCGGGGAAUAAUUAUCAUGAAAAAUAGAUUAAUGUCAUUUGCUCUGAAAACACUCCCCGCGUUAGCCUUAAGAGACCUUUUUCGACUGGGUGGUUUGUUGCUCCAUUUCAGACGAUGUGAUGAUACUCUUGCGAAUUCUUGCUUUCAAAUUUUCAAAUAGUUGUGUGUAUAUGAAAGAACAAGUUUUAGAUGGACAAAAGAACAAUUCUCUAGAGAAUGUCACGUGGUCUGUAAUGGGAAAACAAACCGCCCAAACUAAAGAGGUCUAUUGCAAGUUAAUUCCAGUCCAAUGCCGGCCGAGAGUACGAAUAUGGUCUAGUCUGGGUUUCAGGCCUUACAUUAUCACGUAACAUAUCCCAUGAGGGGCUACCCUCUCUACCUAAACCAACAUCAAGGCCUCUGGAAACGUCACUGGUUUGAAAUUCGAAAAUCGUGGUCAUACUCAAUCUCUUUCUCGUAGUCAAAUCUGAAGAUCCUUGUACCUGGGACUUGGGGAUACGUUUGUGGUUCGCUUUCAGUGAGAAAUAUAGCCCGUCGUCAUCAUUAUUGUACUAAGCAGAUAACUCUAUCAUGAAGAGUAAGUGUGUUUGCUGUUUCAGCCUAAGCGAACUGUUAGAUACAUGAAGGGCUUACGUUGUCCCUGAACGAGUCUUUGAAGCUCGAUGGAGAUAAUCCGCCAUUUUUAUUUAGAAAUGCUCACCCAGAUGCCCAGGAGCAGAUCACGUGCUCAAAUCCGUAUCGGGUAGUUCGUCUAUAGCAUGACAGAUAUUAAGUAAAACGAAUUUUUAAACAGUGUAUGAUUCUGUUAAUUAAUGCAGAACAUAAGUGAUCUUAAUACCUUAUAACAGAUAAUCUGAGAGAUCAUUACCGUCAGGUGCCAUUUCGUUGGCAAGUGAAUAAUAUCUUGCAGCUAAAAUAAGGCUGUAUACUGAGUGAUCCGUGUUUGUUUGUUUAUUUGUUUGUUUGUUUGUUUAAAUAUUGUUAUUGUUAGAGUGUUUGUUUGUUUGUUUGUUUGUACAUGUCCAUCUACCCUGCUGUUUUGUGAUAAGUUGAAAUAAAAUAAUAUAUUACAAAAAAGCUAAAAGCUGAAGUUUACAUGGUUUAAGAAAAAAUAUAAGUUUUUUAAGUGAAUUAAGAGAAUGAAGUUAAAGUUCAGAUUAACUAUCAGCCGUCUGGAACUGAGUAAACGAUAUUCUAUCCAAGGUUAGUAUAAAAGGUACGAGACAGAACUGCAGAAGAGAAAAAAAAUAAGAGAAACUUGUGGUAGUUUUCAGAAUAACUAUGAUCUAAUUAAAUUGUAACAAGUUUGCUCACAGCUGAAAAUGAUUUUACUCGAUAGGAAGCAAAGAUGUAUAGCUAUAAACAUGAUAUGUUCAUUUCAAGUUAACGCUAUCGUUAGAAAUAUCUACAAUAUAUUUCAGUGCUAUAUUUUCUUAGAUGGCAUCAGUAACUGGUGAAGACCUGCAAGUUAUCUGUUUAGAAAUUAUCGAAUUCAGCGUUCGACUGAGACGCUAGUUCUAUGAAAGAAGUAUUCUAAAUUCUAAGUUACUUGGAGUAGUUUAAGUUAUUGUAGGUUAUUUUGCCUAUAAUUGAGUUGUAAGUUAUUUCUCAAAGUAUAUGUUGUUGAAGUUUUUGUUCUAGCGUCAGCUGUUAGGAAAAAACAAAGAAAAGAAAAAUAGAUAACUUUACUCGUCAACGCUAUUCCUACACGAAAGGAACUAAAUGUAACUUAAAAUAUAAGUGUGGAAUGGCUGUAACUUAUUUACAUUGCAGUUCUAUUGUAAAAUGCUACGAUUAAAUCUUGCAUUUAAAAACAAA
Orbicella faveolata is the source of this 2819-nucleotide messenger RNA. Its product is annotated as stimulated by retinoic acid gene 6 protein-like. Gene Ontology annotation, biological process: vitamin A import into cell. The record is from RefSeq and is a predicted model, not a curated record. Gene Ontology annotation, molecular function: retinol transmembrane transporter activity; signaling receptor activity. Gene Ontology annotation, cellular component: plasma membrane. Lineage: Eukaryota; Metazoa; Cnidaria; Anthozoa; Scleractinia; Merulinidae.